AUGGAUUUUGCCCAUUUUCUCAGGCUAUGUGGAGCGACAAUCGGAAUGGCUUGUUUGGCGAUCGAGGUUUGCUUUCUAUGAAUUUCCAUGAUACAAUUUUUUUCGUUUCAGAUGGGGGUCAGUGUAUUCUAUCACUCAAAUCUUCUUCAAAUGACUAUCGCAACGUCCAUCAUCAAUGUUAUAACCGCUUUCGAGAAGAUUCUGCUGCCCAAAAGGCCUGCUGUGGGAAUGCUUAUCAGGUUUGUUUUUCUGAAUUUGAUAAUACUUCUUGGAGAUUCGAAAACUUAUUUUCGUUCAAUCAAAUUUUUUCAGAGUUGCUUCCUUGGUUGCUGUGAACGCCAUGCUUUUCAUUAAUUUGACGCACUGUUUCGAAGAUCUUUCCGAUUUUGUCAUCAACCGAACUUCUCUGAGUCACCAUCACGAUGAUGAACACGGCAGUAUCGAUUGUUGGUUUUUUUUUCCAUGAACUUUCAAAAUUCAGAAAGAAGUUUCUUUGUCCUAAAUAAGAUCAUUAUUUAAUUUUGCUUCAAGGCAUUUUUUUUUCUGAAUAGUUUUUUUGCUUAAAAAACCGUACAAGGGAUGUAAGAAAUAAAAAAAGACAUUUUCUGGAAAAAAAAACGCUUGUUUCAAAGUUUUUUUGCAAAUCAAGUUUCAUCAAAUGUUCAAUGAUUCUACACAAAAAUGAUACGCAACAAGGAAAAUACAAGAAAAAAACAUUUUAAAACUUCUUUUGAUAUCGGAAAUAAAAAAACUAAAGAGUAAUCGCCUGAAUAAAUCAAAAAAAAUAAAUUUUCAAGCCACUAAUUUCAGUAACUCUUCUAGCUACGGCGGUAUUAGAUAUCAUCGGUAAAGGUGUGGUUUUGAUGUCCUUAGUGAGCCCCAAUCCAUUUUUCAACGCCUGGAAGAGAAUCUUUGUCCUUUUCUCCGCUGCUUCGUGCAUGAUUGGUAAGGCUACUGUGUUGGGAAAGCCCUGAUGUUGACUUUCAGCUAUUUUCUCCCUUUACCAUUUCAAGUUGGCCAAUCACCACAGUUGGGUUUGGUCGCAUUGCGAAUCUUUGACUACUGUUGUGCUCACCGCGGCGCAAUACCUCAUUAUCCUGACCUCGCGUUAGUUUUGAAAAUCUUUUUGUUAGUUCAAAUUAAAAAUUGUCAGUUUGGCGUUACAAACCCUAUUUGCUUGCCGACGCGCCUCCAAAAGAGCAAUGCGACUUCAAGGAGUUCGUGGAAACCGUCAAGUCGCAGGUAGUAAAACCGCAAUGAGAAUUUAAAACAAGCCAAAUUUUUCUAAACAUCAGCAAUAAUAUAUCCCAGCCGUCAUAAUUGUUCAUAUUUUGACAAUAAUGCUCUGAUAAUUUUCCGAGAAACAGUUAUUUAAUUGAAUUGGUGGACUUUGUUUUUUUUUGUGAUUUUUCAAGCUUCAAGUUUGGGUGAAUGAAGAAAAUAGUGACUCCAUUGAUCGACAAGCCCAUUCAUUUUAGAACCCAUCGGUUGACAAAAUCUCUCACAUUCACGCUCAUCGUGUCUGGCCUGACAAAAGCUUCCACGUCACGAUGAGACUUCACUUCAAGGUUCAUUUGAUUUUUCUGAUUUCAGUCAUCAAAAUACUUUCAGGUUGAUAAGUCGGACGUGAAAUGGGUGACCACUUCGGCCGAGUGCUACGCCAACACGAAGAAGGCUGUACAGGCGUAUCUUUCAAACGCGGGCGCUACUAAGGUAAUCAUUUAACUUACGGAAGAAAGCUUUGGAAGAAUAAGAAACAUUUAUUUGCAAGGAAGUUUUUGUAGAGGAUUUUUUUUUUCAUUCUGAAAAAGAUUUAUCGGAUACUUAUAGAAAAGCUAGAAAAAAAGUCUUCACACUAGGCUGAUAACAUUUCGAAGCUACACAUCAAGUUUUCACUAGUUUAAUGUCAACAAAGAUUAUUACUCGUUGCAAUCCCGGGCCAUGUGGUGAACUGCAAAUUUGAAAAUGUCUACAAGUGUGAAAGCUCAUGCAGUAAGGAUUCUAAAAAAUCUUUUUUCGAACUUUUUCUAUUUAUUCUCAAAAAUGAUGAAAAUCUAAAAUUCCCUAUGCGAUCUAUGAAAGUGAAGUGAUUUUCUACAAUUUUAUCACUUUCAGAUGACCCUUGAGCCGGUUUUCGAAGACAUCGACGAGAAUCUGAAAGACGACUCGUUCUGCAUCGAAAAAAGGUGUCACUCCAAAGACGUUGGAUGCUGCACUCUCAUUGAAUAA
Messenger RNA from Caenorhabditis auriculariae, 2229 nucleotides. Lineage: Eukaryota; Metazoa; Nematoda; Chromadorea; Rhabditida; Rhabditidae. The record is from the annotation of a GenBank genome assembly.